ACUAAGCGGUAGUGGGCUGAGGAUCGGCUGUGCAAUCUACGUCAGGGUGGUCACUGCCUGGAGAAGUACGCGGCGGAAUUCAUCGAGCGAUCCCCAUCAGCUCACCCUAUGCCGAGAUCUUCCACAUGCCGGGCCACUGACCGUGGUCACCCCUAUCCUUCCAAGAUUUUCUCUGGUCACAAAUUGGGGCCCAACAGCGCUAACCUGGGGGCAAAGCUGGCGGACCCAGCAAUCACUUCCAUCCGAUCAGCACUGAAAUCCGCUGCCCGUCCUCUGAAACCAGUCUCUCUAACAUCAGGCCCGCAGGUCAUCGAGCACCCUACCAUGCUGAACACUGAGCACUCCAGUGUGCCAGUCACCGAACCACCAGACACGUCAACCUUCCGGUACCCAGGCAUGUCUGAUGCCCCGGUCGAGAUGGCUGCCAAGCCCGAGUCCCCUGCCAAGAUGGCCGCCAAGUUCAAAUCCAUGACCGAGAUGGUCCCCAAGCCGGAGCGCCUGGCCGAGAUGGCCGCCCAGCCGGAGCACCCGGCCGAGAUGGCCACCCAGCCAGAGCAGAGAAGGCUAUCUCGCCUGAAUCCAGUUUCCUCGUCACGGCCAGGAGUGCCGUUCCAUGCGCUAACAAAUCCAGUUCCCUCACCACGGCCAGGAGUGCCGUUCCAUGCGCUAACGAAUCCAGUUCCCUUGUCACGGCCAGGAGUGCCGUUCCUGAGUCAAGUCAAGUUGCAGCUGUGUUUCCUGAGUCAAGUCAAGCUACAGCUGUUGUUCCCAGGUCCAGUCAAGCUUCACAAGCCAAGUCAAGUCACAGCUGGUCUCUACGAAUCAAGUCAAGUCACUGCUGGUCUUCACGAGCCAAGUCGAGUUACAGCUGGUCUCUACAAAUCAAGUCGAGUUAUAGCCAGUCUCCACGAACCAAGUCAAGCCACAGCCAAUCUUCAUGUUCCAGAGUUAACUCAAGAUACAGCUGUUGUUCCAGAGUCAAGUCAAGAGCACCCUCCGAUAUCCGCUCCACAAGAGUGCCCUCCAGUGACUGAGCACCCUCCGAUAUCCACUCCUCAAGUACGCCUUCCUGUGCCUGCUCCUCAAGAGCAUCCUCCAGAGCCCACUCCUCCUGAGCGCCCUCCAGAGCCUGGUCCUCCUGAACAUCUUCCAGUGUCCUAUCCUCCAGGACGCCCUCCUGAAAGCACAGCACCACCCUGGCUCCCUGAAAGGCCAACGUCACCCUGGCUCCUUGUAAGGCCGGUGCAAUCCUUCAUCUACGACUGGGCUCCUUUAGGCGCAGGGUCGCGCCUUCCGGGAGGGGGAGGUAAUGUCACAAAUCCGCCAGCCUCCAUCACACUGUCCGUCACUUGAUCCUGUUUCUCCAUGAACUACAUUUCCCAGAAUCCCUCCAGGCUCACACCGGUCUCACCAGCCACAGUCACUCGUUCCCAAUCACCAGCCUUCUAAUUGGAUUCACCUGAUACCACUUACCUGCACACAUAUAAGCACAUGCACUCCACUCAAUCAGCAGCUGGUCUUGAGGUCUCAGCGUUGGGAUUACCUACCUGUCUCUACUUGCCUUCCUGGACGGAUCGAUGCAAGGAUUUCUGGAAACGAACUUGAAAGGAUUAUUUGAGAGAUAAGACUUUGAACCUUAUACUGCUUUAUGCUUCCACCUUAUGGAUAUUCAUUACCCUUCAUUUGUUUAUGUUGGAAG
Molecule: messenger RNA, 1699 nt
Organism: Labeo rohita (rohu)
Lineage: Eukaryota; Metazoa; Chordata; Actinopteri; Cypriniformes; Cyprinidae
Exons: 2
Coding region: 109-1353 (414 amino acids)
Source: RefSeq, a predicted model, not a curated record